AUGGCAGAGUCAUUGACUGAUAUCUGCCUUCACUGCGUGGAGCUGAUUCGCCAGGUCCCCGUUUACAUCUUGCUCAUAUCCUUUGUCGCAACCUUCGUUGGGUUCAUUGCGCUGGCGUAUGUGUUCCUCUUCGCGGUUGCGCCCGAACCUCGAAAGCCCUUCCCAGAAGAAAAGAACUUCCGAACAUUGUCUGAAGAUGGCGAGGUUACCGAACCCCAGCCACUACCGUGUUGGCAGGACGCCUGGGAAUCAGAGAGAAAACGCGGUCUGAACAAUGGCGCUGGCAUUGAGCUGGAAAAGCCGGAGCUGUUCAUGUCAGUCGUGGUGCCGGCUUACAAUGAAGAGGAGCGUCUCGCGGGCAUGCUGGAGGAGGCAGUCAACUUCCUCGAACGCUCCUACGGCACAUUGGCCGAGGAGAAGAAUGGCCGUCCUGGCCGGUCAGAGAAAGGUGAUGUACGAAAACGAAGAGCCAACGAGAAGGCCAAUGGACACGCGGCCCCUUUUGCGCAGCCCAGAGGCUGGGAAAUCCUCAUCGUGUCUGAUGGGUCUACGGACAAGACGGAGGAGACGGCAUUCGCGUUCGCACGAGAGCACCAGCUUUCGCCGCAUCCCACGGGUCACUGCGGUCCGUGGACGCCAGAGGCCCGCGAAGGGAUCCAUAUCCCUCCUGGGAGUAUCCGGGUUGUCUCGCUUACCAAGAACCGAGGUAAAGGCGGCGCUGUCACACACGGCAUGCGCCAUGUCCGGGGCCAGUACGUGGUCUUUGCAGACGCAGACGGAGCGACCAAGUUUGAUGAUCUGGCGAAGCUGGUCACUGCCUGUCAGGCGGUUGAGGAUUCGGAGAAACGUGCCGUCGCGGUCGGUUCGCGGGCCCACAUGGUUGGCAGCGAGGCCGUUGUAAAGCGGUCGAAACUGCGCAAUUUUCUGAUGCACUCGUUCCAUCUGAUCCUGUGGCUCCUGACGCCACCAAAAACCGCCACCAUCAAAGACACCCAAUGCGGGUUCAAGCUCUUUUCCCGCGCGUCGUUGCCGUACAUCAUCCCGUACAUGCACUGCGAGGGCUGGAUCUUCGAUGUGGAGAUGCUAAUGCUAGCCGAGUUCGCGGGGAUCCCCGUCGUGGAAGUCCCCGUGGGGUGGCGCGAGGUUAAGGGCAGCAAACUCAACGUGAUCUGGGACAGCAUCGGCAUGGCUUGGGGGCUGGCGAUCCUUCGAGCGUCGUGGGGGUUGGGUGUUUAUCGGAGGACAUAA
Rasamsonia emersonii CBS 393.64 is the source of this 1248-nucleotide messenger RNA. Its product is annotated as Dolichyl-phosphate beta-glucosyltransferase. NCBI's taxonomy places the organism in Eukaryota, Fungi, Ascomycota, Eurotiomycetes, Eurotiales, Trichocomaceae. The record is from RefSeq and is a predicted model, not a curated record. The coding region runs from base 1 to 1248 and encodes 415 amino acids. The transcript has 3 exons. Gene Ontology annotation, cellular component: endoplasmic reticulum membrane.